CUCGGUAAUUUUAAAAUCAUAAAAAGCUAAGAGUUGAACUCAGGUGUGUUGAGCACACAGAUAUCUACUAUUAGGGACUACCAUGGAGGCCAACAGCACGUUGUCAGAGCCGUCCUCCCGUCCCGACCCACUGCUAAUAUUGCCCGUACUGCUAUCUGUAGUCUGGGCAGUAUACGAGCUGUUUUAUGCUCCUAGAGUCAUUGCAUUUCUGAUUACCAAGAUAGCCAACCUCUUCCUAACUGAUAGUGGCAUCUAUAUUCGGGCCAUACGAAUCCAUGUGUUAUCUGGUCGCCUGAUCUUCAAAGACGUACACUACUACACUAGAGACUACUCUCUACGGGUGUUUGAUGGCUACCUGUCACUGAGGUGGUGGUGGCAGACCGGCAAGAAUGUGUGCAAGUCAUGUGACCGUGUCCAGAGGACGGCUCCCUUCCUCCAACUCACACUCAACGGGCUGGAGUGGCACUGGUACAACAGGAGUGAGGUGUACGAUAACUGGGGUGUGGUGAAUGAGGAAAACAGUGCAGAGGACCUAACAGAACAAGAGGAGAGUGGUUUCGGGCGAUGGUGGAACAGCUUACACCCCUCUGUGCAUGUCUCCAUAAGGAAAGGUCGUGUAUUGCUAGGCAACCACCUGGUGGAGAGGACCCUCGUCGUUUAUUUCGCCAGCUCUGAAUCACACUACACAAUCACAGAGGCGUCCAAUCAGUUUGACGAGCGAAUGCAUGUGCUGAACUUUGACACUCGUGUGGUGAAGGUAGUGCUGGAACCCAGUGUAGGGUACAAGGGUCCUGUGUCGGAGGAGAAACCACCAGUCUUGUGUGAGGGAAUGGAGAAUGCUUACUUGUUCUUGAAGACUGACAAUGCUCUCAUCACAUACUCUCUGGACUCACCAGGUAUCACACCACUCGGAGAUAACCCUCCUCCAAAAUACGCCUUCGACGUCAAACUUGGCUCUAACACAGUCGUCAACUACAGUUGCUAUGGUAAUCGUCAACGGAAUCAAAUGCAGAAAAUCUUUUUCCCCAACGACCAUACGGAGAAGCCAUACACACAGCUCCCGGAACCAGGACAGAGGAGAAUAUACACCAUGUUUGAUGUUUUCAUUGAAACCACAAGUCCGCUAACAGCCUACCAUUUAUUUAGUGACAGGAGCGGGCACACGGCACAUUUGGCAGUCGCCAUAGGUACAGGGUCAAAGGUCUCGCUCCACCAGCCGUGGGUGUAUGCCAAAGAUGGCCAACUAUCAGUUGUCAAGGGGAGUCUGAGGAAUGUACAAAUCACCUCUUCUCUUGACUACCAGGUUUUAGGUUCUGCUGACAGUAUGGAUUUCCAAACCGAUCUCCAGUUCCCGAGACUGUGGAACGCUACUCAGACUUGGAACAUGAGGUUCACUGGAGACUCUGUACAGGCCAACAUCCUGUUUGCUUACAUCGACUUCAUUAAUGACCUGCUGGAUGAUUGGUUGGGAGACGAACCCAAUGACCUAUUGACUUUUGUACCCCUGAAUUGGAACAUCUCCAUCGACCUCACGAGAUACGAGAUAUUUCUGUUCACAAACCGCUACAACUGGAUUGAUGUUGCCAUGGACGCAGCCGAGAACACUCGUCUUGCCUUCUGUGGCACAAGUGGUCAGAUCACACUCGAGUUCCCGUUCACUCGGUUCAACCCGCCAGAACAAGAGAUCCACUUCAAAGUUGUCGGUGAGGAUAUAGUGGUCCGUCGCUACGUGCCCCCCUCCUCGGCUACCAAACAGAGUGUCCUCUCUCUCUCGUCCCUCAACAAGCAUCGCUGGAGGUCCAUGAGCAUGCCCCCCGGCGGAGAGCAGCCAACUGUGACAGAGAUCACACGACCACCGUCUACCCCCUCUGAUCAUCCACCACCCAUCACCGUGGAGGUCACAACUCCGGGUGCCCACGUCAUUAGCGCUCCAAUCAUAGGGGACCCCCCCUCUCCAACGAGAUCGUUCAGACCGCCCUCGUCUCUCGGACGUACCAGUCCAAUUAAAGCACACCAUGCCUCCCUCGAUUAUCUCAACGAACCCGCCGCUGACGAGCUCCCAGAUUACGAGUCUAUUCCCAUGGGAUACCGAGGGGUCACACAGUACAAGGAUGGCUGGGUGGACCUAGCCUCAGGGCCUACUAUCACCAUCGUCAUUGACUACACAAGCCACGCCCAUGAUACGAGGCCAGGUCAGUACACACAACUCCAUCCCAACGUCAUGAGAGUUGACAUUGAAGCACCAAAGGUUUUACUCCGUGUAUUUGGUUCUCUGGGGCGUGACCUUCUGGCGCUGAAUGAAAACUACACCGGUGAAUUUAUGAAUUUCAAGACUUUCAAUUCGAAUAUUCCAACACCCCAAUCUGUACCUGAGAGACCACCCCCACCUAAUCUAGGGUCUGCCCCGCCCCCUUCUCCACCUCCUGAUGGAUCACAUGAGCCGAAUGAGCGCACCCUAUGGAUGUAUGUGAACUUUAGACUGAGAAACGUCACAGCUGAGUUCCCCACGCAUUUGCCUGAGGGUUGGCCGAAGGACUUCCCCCUGCCCUCUGUGGUGACGGAACAGGUGGGUGUGAAAGUGGAGUACACCAACAGAGAGACGAUGGUGUGGCUGGAGGUGGAGCCUAUCUCCGUGCACGUGCCCACUAAGGUCCCUGAGCCGCUAAGAAGGUCAACAGAGUUCAGCAGUGUCAACGAGCUAGGUCAUGUGAUUGUGUCGGGGGUCAGCCUCCGUUGCCAUGGUUUCACGGAGCUGCUGUGUGAGGAGAGAGUGGAGUACGCAUGGCUCAUUAAUCUCACCAUUAAGAGGAUUACAGGCACCGUCUCAACACUACAGUUGGCAACAGCUCUGGACUGGUUUGUCACGGUGUUUUCCCAUACUGCCUCAUUCGGAGAUGGUUGUCAAGUGGCCCCUGACGGAGAUCGCAUCGAGCCAAAGAUUGAGCCAAUCUCAGAGGAGAUCAAGUACAAACUAUUCCACUUCAUGAUUGAAGAGGGGGAUCUCGCUGUUGCUGAUGGUGACGCACUAACUAGGAUACAGACGCCUGGUUUUGACCUCGGGUUUUGCACCCUCCACUCUGAAAUGGAGACACUCGGACUAUCGUUUCAACUCCACGGUGCUACGGUAACGACCUUUGCACCCCUGGACGACGACUGCCUUGUAGAGAGCGGACUUUUGGACCUUGGACCAAUUUCGGGAGAUCUCAGUUUGCGAGAGCCUUUGGAUUGCGUUCCUCAGAGGCAAAUGGACUUUCUAAAACUAGCCGACAAAAACACUAAACGUUUAUGGUUUCUAUGGGAUACUACCAGUGACAACUGUGGAUGUUGGGGGGCUUGUAUGUUUCAGGACAGCUUCAUUAAACGACCUUUGACCCGCGGCAAGAACGACUGUACAGUGUACAAUGCAAAGAUUACCAUUAAAGGAUUAGAAUCUCUGGAGAGUAGUCUGUUGGGCCACACCAUUCGAGAUAUCGACUGUCUACAGACGAUACACAAAUCGCUACUGGAGCACUACCAACACAGAUACACUGUGCCCACUGCUCUGAGUUUAACCCUUGACAGACCGUAUUCUUACGUGUCGGACGCAGAUGACGACUCUUUUGUUUCUGCACGUUCCAGUCUAACGUCUCUACUUCUGGAGGAGAAAUUCGAGUUCGUUAGUUUUGAGAAUUUGACCUCUGCGUCUAGUAAAGUGAAGAGCAAACCACCUCCUCUUAAUCUGAGUGAUAGUAUCGACGACGGUGAUAGUAACCUGGAGACAUACAAGGAUGUAAGCCACACCCACAAACUCGACGAUGUACGACUGAGAGUUCGUAUGGACACACAAUCAAACAAGGAAAAGGACAAACCUCUCCAUUGUCCAGUUAAACGGUCGUGCUCAGACGGUGCUGCUCUUCAUCCGAAGAACACUCCCAAGCGAACAGCAAAUCAGGAAUACUUGCUCCUGCGAGUACCUCAGUUGAGUCCGUGUAAUGAGGGACAGAUACCGUUGAUAACGCCCCGAGGCACAGGGAUACGAACAAAGGAACGAUCUCGUCGUCGUGUCCGGCCUCAAAAGAAUAAUGAGAAUAGCCUGGCGACGUUCUCCCUGAGUGUGAGUGUGGAGGGUAUAGUGAGGGCAGUGCUCACCCCCAUGGCCUCCAACAUGCUGCACAGGCUGUUGGAGUCAGUCCACUAUUGGUUCAACACACGCAGUCACCUUGCCAUAAUGGACAAUCUCUCACACAGUUGCCUAGCAACCCUACGAGACCACUUUACACAGCUACACAAAUCUGACACCCCUGAACCGCCCCACCCACUUCUUCACCUCUCUGUUACCAUGGAGACGCAGUCCUCGCUGGCGAUACAACUAUUUCAAGUACCAAAAAAAACAAAUCAAAUACCAACGGGAAUGACGUUGAAAGAAAUCACUCGUCACAUGACUUUGAUAAACAUUUUCAUUUCCGGCCUGAGAUGCCACACCCUUUUCCAAACAUCAAAGGAAGUGGGUGGAGCCAGCAAGAGAAUCUUAAGCAGUGUUGACAUACUGGGACGCGUGAACCUACAAACCCUACAAACAUCAAUUUGUUGCCUUGUUCCGAAAUCCGACACAAAUAAAACUUUGUUGACCCUCUCCCCCGGUCAAAGCCAGCUGUCAUUUGAGCUCUCACCUGCGAAGGACCUCACUGUGUGCACACUACUGGAGGCUGGUCUCAAGGACAGUGGAUUAACAUUCGUAGCAAAACUACUCAGCUCUGAAGUACACGAAGAUGCCAUAUUGGAAUGGAGUCAUGUGCAUCAGUAUAGUAACAUGAGCAGCGUGUCACCGAGUCAUGCCGUGGAAUCAAAAAACAAUCAUUUUAUGGUGGAUGUUAUGUUGCCGAGGGUUUGGUCACAAGUUGCCUCUACCCACAUGGGAAUUGCUGGCCCUGUUACUGGAGGGUUGGACUUGCUUGUACUGUACGAGGCGUUGGAAGCGUGGCGGGUACAUGUCGGGGGCGUACCCUCAUUGGUUGGAACGUUAUUCAGUGAUAAAGCAUCUCGUGAUAGAAGAGUCUUGCUUACAAUCAUUGCAAAUGCUGCUAGAAAUUCGAUGCUGUCUCAACGAUAUUUCAAUCCCGUUCAUUCCGAUAUUACGCUUGCUCUCAGACGAUGUGUUUUGUUCGCUUGCCUGCAGCAACUUUGGCAGACUAUCCCUGCAUUUACGGAAAAUUUCGUACCACAAGACAAAAAAGAACCACUCGAGCGUGAACUAGUGGCUACUCUACUGGCCAUCUCUGCUCGUCUGUACUCACAGCACGAAGAGGACGACCACAAGUGCCUGUCAUGUGACCCACCCAUCCAAGAUGGCCGCUCUGAAACAGGAAGUGUUGGCUACAUGAGUAUUAGCCCCUCUCCGUCAGAACUGGCUAUUCCCAAUACUAUGGCCGCUGAUUUCUUCGAUCUAAGAGACAUUGAUUACGAACCAGUUUUCAUGAGAAGUACCCAACCUUCCCUUCUGGCUCUGAGGGAGGCCAUGUUGCCUUUGUUGACCGAGGCUGGUUUGAAAGUGACCCCUCAACUACGCCCAGUGUGUCACAAUAAGGAUCUGUUCUUAGGGGAAGUGGGUGUGGCUUUGAAGGAGAUCAGCGUGUUUGUUACGUCACCCUCACACCUCAACACUUCUCACACUCGUCACAUAGACACCCCCGUACUCAUCACAAAGCACAUCGAUGUACGAAGCUCAAUGAAGUACACUACAGAGACCACACCCUCCGAGCCACACCUCUUACUGUUACCUAGCAACACGGCAGCAAAAGACGUCCCGAGUGCCAAAAUCAAUUUGUCAUCAAACUGCAUUAUAAGUGUUGAGGGGAUUUCCGUAACAGUGACCACACCCCUAUUGAAACUUGGACGUCACAUGAUGGAAACAGCUCGCUAUCGAAGUUAUGUGACCAGAUUGAUGGAAAUAUCCAAAGAGGACAAUCUAGCAACUCCUUGUCCAGAAACUAAUCGUCCACGACAACCAUUUGAAUUACUCGACGAAAGCGCUGUUUUUAGUUCGAGAAUUACUACCUUUACUAAGAUGGUUGCGUCCAUUGUCGACAGUCAAGAGGUCAAAGAUGAAUAUCCACACAAUGUGUCAUCGCCCCUGGUUACCGUACAGAGCCCAUCAACCUCGAAACUUCCGUCUCCCCAGGAAGAGCCAACGAGACAAUUGCUCCGCCCACAAUCACCCUCCUCCUCCAUUACGUCCGACGAUAUUGCCAUAGCGAUGGAGAAUCCCACGUACACUGAGGCACUAUCGGACACUGUUGGUUCUGACACACCGGACAGUUUACGUGCAACUAGGGAUAACUCUCUGAAAGUGCUCGACCUCAAAAACUCUGCUUCUAUUAUGACCCCCAAGGUCUCCGCUGCUAAAGACCCCACCUCCUCUGUGGUACGAUGCCUCUCGUUUCCCUCCUCACAAGUGUUAUUUAGCGUGUAUGGACUUUUACGAAUCAAAGCUUUCGAGGCGGGUGUUCAGAUUGAAACGACACGAGCGAGUGUACUGGUGGAGGGUGUGAGUGGGUGUGUCGAUGUGAGAAAGGCUACUAAAGAGUUGGAGGAGCUGUAUUUGUCAGCAGCGGCCACUAUUCAAAAGAGCUCUCUUGUUUUGAGUGAUCGAGGUCUGCCAGAAUCGGAGGUUUUGUCGUUUAAAGCACAACCGGUUUACGUCUCUGCUGGGAUGUGUGGGUGUGUGUGUGGAGGGAUGGAGUUACCGACUUAUCGAUGCCUUGUGAAGGUGCGUGGGGUGGAGCUUAGCGUGCCCCAAUCACCAGUGAUCAUCCAUCGACGCUAUCAAGCUCUCAUGCCUUCUUUCACGGCCAUCUAUCAAGACGUGUUUGCCAAGAGUGAGAAUACUCAACCAGAAACACCCUCGGCCCCAGUCGUGAAUAUGGCCGACGUCAAACUGCCCCCAAAACUUCCUCAGGGGUUUGUGCAUUUCAGUGUAGACGAGACAUCCAUCGUUCUCUCCCCCCUCCCCUCUCUCACUGUCACAUACACCGUGACUCCAGUAGUGGUCCAAGUAGAGACCACGGACGUGAUCCAGUUUGAGUUGAGUGUGGGUGAUCACAUGGUCCGUUUCUCCCCCCGAGGGCCCCACAAAGAUGACCUCACUCUGCGCUCCCUCCCACACCUCAGCCUGAGGGGGACGGUGCAGGGGUCAAGACGUACCAUGAUCCCCAGUGUACGUCUCAAGCUAUCUGUGAAGCAGGUGGUGAUUGAUAUCACUACGGACGUGCUCAACCAAUUGCUCGUGCUACAGAACAGCUUUAUUAAGGAAGUGAAUGACCUCAUCCAACUGUUCAGUCACCUUGACGACUCGAUACCUCAGACGCGACCAAUCAAACCAGAGCAAGAGGAGGGUCCCGAGGUGCUAUCAUUCCUUGAGUCCUGUCAUCUCUCCCUCUCUGGGAUAAUAGUGACCAUCUCCACCCCACUCUCCACCGCCAUCAGGUUCUCCACUGGCAAGAUUGAGAUGAAUCUUGUCAAUGCCUCGGCUAACAACAGCUCAGCCACUCUACAAAGAGACUCCAUGACCAGGAGCCGGUUCAAUGUGAUGGGGCGAGUGGACAUUGAUGUCAACGCAGCCCUAGGCAUCCUCCAGGACCAGCCAGAUGAUGAGCUGCUGGAGCUGGCCUACUUCAAGAUGAGAGUGUCACUUCGUAACACAGUGCAGAACCUCGCUGGGAAGAGGGAGAAAGGGGAGGUGCCUGACUCGCCCGUUGUCGUGGAUACCUUCGCUAUCUCUAUUCUCAAUCCUCACCUCUAUGUUCAGUCAUCAGCUUUUGAGCAAGGUAUUCUAUUUUGGCUCAACUGUAAUAGUGUGUACAACUACUGGCAGAAUGAGAGGAAGCAACUCAAUGCUGAGGUGCAAGCGGCCACAGAGGCCUUCAUAGAGAGGAUACAGCAUAGACCCACUCAAUUGCAGACUCCCUCUAUUGACUUCUCUAAACCACGACUCGUGAAGCUGACUGUCUCGGAUGUGGGCGUGUGCAUGCCUCUCACACCUACGUCUAGCACCCCCCACUCCACCAAGUCCCAAUCAUUUCCCGCUCUAGUCAUCACGAUUAAAGAGAUGCAGUUCCAACUUAACCUCAGUCACAAGAUAGCUAGCACCGGAAAUUUCGAAACAUUUUGCAUCCGUUUUGCCGAUCAGUUUUAUCUCCGUCACAAGACUUGGACUUUGGACCCUCGCAAACACAAGUUUGCCAACUGUGGAUCCAUUAAUCACGGGACCUUCCGACUGUGCAUUGCUAAUCAGAAGAGGGUGUCAGAGACGGACCCUCAAGUGUCUGUGGGGGAGAAGUUGCUGUGGGCCUUCCAAUGGGACAUGUCCGGUAUCGAUGUCAACGCUAACACUGACAUUGGUCGUCACACCUCCGCCAUUGUGCGAACCAUCACCAUGAUAGGAACUGACCGCGAUGGAUCCAAGAUCUCCAAGACCCAAUCUUCCACUGGAAUCUCGUCCAGCCAUCGGGUGCUACGAAGACCGGUAUCAGUCGCUGGACUACCUCACCAUCGUCGCUCCAAGUCUGUGGUUCAUCGCCAUGAAGACAAUUACAUAGUAACAUUGGAGGAGGAGUUGGCGAAGCAAACACGCAAACUACAGAAUCUCAAGACACAGGGAGUAUCACCGGAAAUGCUUCAGUCGGAGAAAGAAGCUCUUAAACUUCUACAAGACGAUCUUGCUAGAGCAAUGAGACGAACUUUUCGUCCAGCCAAUAGAAGCAUGUCUCGUUGGUUCACGCCCCGCCCCCAGGAAACAGGGGAAGUCCCCAGUGGAGGGUCCGUGGGACGUAGGAUAUCACAGGUUGUCAGAAAACAACUCUUCAGCCACCAAGAGUCCUCUGACCUCCGCGACACCACCCCCUCACCCACUCAUAUGAGAAGACGGAUAAAAUCCAUGCCAGGUCACAAACGAUUCAAAUCCGAUGUCACUGGGUUGAAAUAUAUUGGCUCUUCGCCAACCCCCCACGAUGACGAUACCUUUGACCUCUCUGAUACGGAAGAAGUGGGUGUGGUCAACAAAGAAGAUGAGGGGUUCACUCUGCCCACUAUUGAUGUAGAGGUUGACGUGACGAUUAACGUGGACUAUGGUGCUGUGAGACUACGAACAGAGGAAAGCCAAUCGAUGGAGCGUAAGAUGUCCCUACCCACCAUCUCUGGCAUGCACAGUCCCUACACUCCACACAGUCGACUGCGUGGCAAUCCCUCGGAGAGCUAUAAUAACCCAUCGAUUGUGGAAUCAGUCAUCUUGAUCCCAGCACUCACCGUCAAAGCUCAUUACCAGUCCAUUGUCGGAAGGUCCUAUUCCAAUGCUCCCAUUCCAAAAUCUCCAUCACACUCUCCACCCGCCAACCUCUUAUCUGAUCAUCUUCUACCCGUCAAAAAGGGGGUGCUCUCAAUAUCAGCCGUCAUAGCCUCCCUCCCGGAGCCAAUCAGAUUGUCUCCCAGCCUGUUAGAGUUUAUCGAACAAGUGGCUCGUCCAACGAUUGCUGCCACCAUUAUUUCCGGCUCCUCUGCCAGUAGCACUGAGAGUGAAGACGAAUCUGACCCCAUCCCCUCUAGCGAUAACUGGCCCCUCUCGUUCCCGGUGGACGUCACUCUAGCGUUCCAAAUACAACCGUCCACGAUGCACCUGACCUGCCAACCACAGUCUCUGGUGGAGUGUGUCAUUCAGAGCCCAGACGUCAAUUUCGUUAUUUCUUUCUCUCUAUUCACUCCUCAACACCAUGAGAGUGAUAAGACCACCACCUCCCCUGUGGGGUCAGGGUCCGGCAUGCGAGGACAGUCACACAAGAUCCUCAUGUUCAACAACCUGUAUAUAACCGGAUGUCUCACGACCUUUGCACUGCAGCUGUUUGCUCCGCCAAUGUCUGGUCAUAAGAGUAAGCUGGGUCUUGAGAAGAAGGAAGCACUGAGCCUCACUCUUGGUCAGGCUCUCAUCCACUUCAGUCGGAGGAGUGUUCUCUCCCCCCACCUGAGUAACACUGCUCGGAGUGUCGAUGAUUACGUGCCCAGCAGUAAACUACAGGUGUCAGUUGUCAUGGACAUAGCAAGUGUAGUGGGAGGUUAUGACAUGAGGAGACUCAAUGACAUCACAGCUUUCAGACGCUACUGGUAUCGUACUUCUCUAGUAGAGUCUCUCUUUAUCGGCACUAAGAAGAAGUCUCACGAAGAAGUGGGUGGGGCUAGCAUCGAGAUCCCAUCCACUCCGGGUGGAGAGGUGAAGGAACCUAGUGCCGUGGUGGACCUCAACGAUACUCUGUCAGCUGUGAUUGUGGUAGCUGCCAACGUGGAUGAUCUGAGAGUGUCCACCAACGUGGCCCAGGUCAUGGGCAAUACUGAUCUCCUAGUGACCCAGUUCCGCUGUGAAGCCCACUGUGACGUACAGCACAACGAGUUGGUACUACUCGAGAUGGAUGGGAAACUAGAAAAAGGGGAACUCGAUGCGAGGGGCGGAGUCAUUGCCGGAAAUAUCCUCAUGAUCGGGGCUCAGGCUCGUGUGACCACCCAGAGUGUGUCUGGUAGUGUCCCCGUGCACAAGGGCUCCGCCUCCCUUGAGCUUGUAGAGGGGCGUGUCGACUACAUGAGCUCCUGUAGCCUCCUGGCGCGCACCAACGGACUCAACCUCGAGCUCUCUGACUCGUGGGAGGGGCUACAUUUGGACCCAACGGGGAAAUCCUCUGAAUUUGCAAGUGUGCAGAUCCUGGCCCACUUCUCGUGGGACAAACUACAGCUGUCAAUUCAUCGCUCAACCACGAAGAGUCUGUUCAAUAUGGUGCAGAAAAUGUACGAGUUUGUCAUGCAACAGAAACGACGCAGUGAGCGCACCAUUAGCCUGAUGUUGCCGGCAGGGUCAGCUGCCUCAAAAGCUCUGCACGCCUAUAGGGAAGAGCAGAAGAGAAUGGCUAAAGAGGAGGAGGCUAGAGAUAAAGGCUACAUGAGACACCACUGGCUGUGGGCAAUGCGUGUGGGGAGUGUGGAGCUAAUGAAGACCAUGGGACUACACACACCAGCCGGAGGUCUUCAUACCGUCUCCCUCGGAGCAAAGAUGUCCGUCUCCGGUGACAACUUUUGCCUUGUCUGUUUCCACGGCCCUUCCUUCAGAGAGACGGAAUGGGCAGUGUUCAAUAUUGACACCAUUAGUGCAAGCUUCUCCACACAGGCUAUCCCUGGACUGAGUAAAGGGCAGCUGGCAGAACUGACAGAGUCAGGGUCAGGUGUUCUACCCACCAAACAAGUGAGAACAUGUCAACAAAUUGUCCAUCUAUCUCUAGGCCACACCCCCUGGGACGAGACCGAGAAAUUGGACGAAUUGGCGGCUAUAUAUCGAGUAUCGGCUGGUCACACACGCCCACCCUCCAUUGUGGGUACUUCAACACAAAAUUGGCUCAACUACGCCUGCAUUGACGCCCAGCUACACCCUGACAGCUAUAGCGGGGAUACCUCAACCUUGAUUCGACUUAGCAAGAAACUCAACGUUCAAUCCAUACUGCUUGUGCCUGCCUUUGAGAUGGAGUUAGUGACUGACCAUUUCUGGCCACAAAGAACUCGUCUGUCGGCCAAAGAGCCACAAUUCUCACCACUUGUCGAGUGUAGUCUUACAUCAAAAUUUGCGAGGGGUGUGUCCGUUGCCACGAAUGUAGAUCAUUAUCUGUUCCUACACGACCUAGUGAAGGCGUACCUCGAGUAUCUGGAGAAACACAAGACACCUCAAACCCUGGACACAGAUCCUGAAUCCACAGACACCGCCCCCACAUCACCUCCGAAGUCGACACCAGUGCUCCGCAACUUUGAGUGUGUGUGCUGGGAGUUAGACCCUCACCUCUGUCUCCUAUCCAGUGCUGGUACGGGACAAUUCAACCCUCACAUCAGUUGGUUACUAGAGAGGCUGGGGUUCAAGCACGCACAAACCACCAUCCCCAAGUGGAUACAGCGAGUUGCCAUGGACCCUCUAGACAUGGUGGUUGCUAACGCUAUGGAACUGUUAAUUAAAAUCACUGCUACUAAGAAACUUCAGCAAAAAUCCAGAGCCUCAUCUCCACCAUCCCAUUAGCUGAACCAAUUUCAAACAUUUUUUUAUCAUUAAAACACAAUUUUUGCACAUAAUAAUUAUAAUUGUUCAUGUCAUCAAUUCAAAAUGCUGUAUAAUAACAAGAGUUCAUAGUGCACUCUUGAUAAAUGUGAUGAAAUGAAAGUAUCGUGGAAUGAAUGAAAUGUUAGUGUCUGUGUUGGUCAUUCUUUAGUCUCAGUUUCUUGACAAAUUGCACUUCUGAACGAUUA
Halichondria panicea is the source of this 12294-nucleotide messenger RNA. Its product is annotated as bridge-like lipid transfer protein family member 1. Lineage: Eukaryota; Metazoa; Porifera; Demospongiae; Suberitida; Halichondriidae. The coding region runs from base 83 to 12067 and encodes 3994 amino acids. Gene Ontology annotation, biological process: synaptic vesicle endocytosis. The transcript has 34 exons. The record is from RefSeq and is a predicted model, not a curated record.